Mus pahari (shrew mouse) is the source of this 1721-nucleotide messenger RNA. RefSeq names its product RAB34, member RAS oncogene family (gene Rab34). Gene Ontology annotation, biological process: phagosome-lysosome fusion; endocytosis. Gene Ontology annotation, molecular function: GTP binding; GTPase activity. The record is from RefSeq and is a predicted model, not a curated record. NCBI's taxonomy places the organism in Eukaryota, Metazoa, Chordata, Mammalia, Rodentia, Muridae. The transcript is spliced from 10 exons. Bases 588 to 1367 code for a protein of 259 amino acids.
AGGAAUUUCCGGGGAUCGUGUUGCAACGCUCGCAGAGUGGGACGGCAGGCCUCGCUGCGCGUCCAGGGUUGUCGCCCCCUCCUCUCACCGGUCGCGGGCGUCGGCAGUGAGGCCCCUGCGCGCAGUGACCCCGUGUUGCGGGGCGGCCCCGCGCCCCCCAGGCCUCUCUGUUAUGGUAGGGCCAUCCCAGCCCCGAGUUGUCGUCGGGUCUCCGCGGCCCCGGGUUAUCGUAGGAGCUAUCCGACCCCGUGUCAUUGUAGGGUCCGCGCGGGCCCGGACUCCCCGGGACUCGACUCCCCGCCCACAGCUAGCGGCCGGGGUAUCUCCCCGCCCCCGAGUGGUCUUCGGGACGCCCCGGGCUCGGGUGAUUGUGGGCUCUCCGAGACCCGGGGUGAUUGUCUCGUCCCCUUGGCCCGCGGUGGUCGUAGCGUCUCCAAGGCCGAGGGCUCCCACAGGCUCUCCGUGGCCCCGGGUGAUUGUCGGUACCCCGCGGCCGCGAAUAAUCGUCGGGUCCCCACGGGUCCCGGCCGCCGGGGCGGAUCAGGCCUCUGCGCCUUCCCGGGGAGCCCCUCAAGGCCGCAGACAAGAUGAACAUUCUGGCGCCCGUGCGGAGGGACCGCGUCCUGGCGGAGCUGCCCCAGUGCCUGAGGAAGGAGGCCGCUUUGCACGUGCGCAAAGACUUCCACCCCCGCGUCACUUGCGCCUGCCAGGAGCACCGGACAGGCACCGUGGGAUUUAAGAUAUCCAAGGUCAUCGUUGUGGGAGACCUAUCUGUGGGGAAGACCUGUCUCAUUAAUAGGUUCUGCAAAGACACUUUCGAUAAGAAUUACAAGGCUACCAUCGGAGUGGACUUUGAGAUGGAACGAUUUGAAGUCAUGGGUGUCCCCUUCAGUCUCCAACUCUGGGACACGGCUGGUCAAGAAAGGUUCAAGUGCAUCGCUUCCACCUACUACCGAGGAGCUCAAGCCAUCAUCAUUGUCUUCAACCUGAAUGAUGUGGCAUCCCUGGAACACACCAAGCAGUGGCUCGCUGAUGCCCUCAAGGAGAACGACCCUUCCAACGUGCUUCUCUUCCUUGUGGGUUCCAAGAAGGACCUGAGUACUCCUGCUCAGUAUUCCCUAAUGGAGAAGGAUGCCCUCAAGGUGGCCCAAGAGAUUAAGGCCGAGUAUUGGGCGGUGUCCUCCCUCACUGGUGAGAGCGUCCGGGAAUUCUUCUUCCGUGUGGCAGCACUCACCUUUGAGGCCAAUGUCCUGGCUGAGCUGGAGAAAUCCGGGGCCCGGCACAUUGGGGAUGUUGUUCGCAUCAACAGUGAUGACAAAAACCUGUACCUAACUGCCAGCAAGAAAAAGGCCACAUGUUGUCCCUGAGCAGUGAACACUGUCCAGAGACUUCCUAUUCCUGGGGUACCGUGCCACCUGCAACUGCUCCAGAACUCAACCCCUGGACAUUUGCACUGACUUUUUCCAGACCAAAGAGCUAUCCAUUGAUGUCAGUGCCCCCAGAGGGUGACUGGGACCAUGCUAGUCAUUUCCUGCCCCCAGGCACCAUGCCAAAGACUGGAUGACCCUCUGUUCCUCUGGGGCUCUCCAGGGUGCCUGGGGGGGGGUGUCAGUGCUCUUGCUGCUUUUGCUCAGCCUGCUGGGCCUUUUAUGUAAGAAAAUGCUUAAUGAUUUUAGCCUUACACUGUGCCUUAUGCAUUAAAGUCCGUUAUUAGCAUUUUC